AUGGCGGAUUCAACUCCCAAAGCAGCGGCAAGCCCGCCAGCCGGCUCCCCGAAGUCACCAAAGUCUCCAAAGUCGCCACAGUCAGUCGCUUCCCCCGCCGCGCCAGCGUCCGCGGCUGCCACAGCAGCAACGCCAACCCCCCAGUCUCCUCCCACCGAGGCUGCCGAGACACCGGCUACCAUUGAAAUCGACGAUGGAUCGACUGACGAUGCAUCGACCAUCGACGACAGAAUCUCUUCAUACACAGCAUCAUUGACAUCUUCCGUCGUCGACUACCCGACCGAGUAUGGCCGGCGUUAUCACGCCUUCCGAUCUGGAGUCAAGACCAUUGGAGAUCGACUCUUCCUUGCGCCGAUCGAUGCGGCCAAGACUCACCGAAUCCUUGAUGUUGGCACUGGAACUGGCAUCUGGGCUAUUGAAAUGGGUGAUUUGUUUCCAAAUGCAGAGAUCCUUGGAAACGAUCUGAGCGCUAUUCAGCCACCAUGGGUGCCACCCAAUGUCAAGUUCGAGAUUGACGACGUUGAAAGCGAAUGGAUCGGGCACAACAAGUACGAUUUCAUUUUCAGCCGGUAUAUGGCCGGCGCUUUAGCCGACUGGCCAACAUACAUGAGACGAGUCUAUGAAAACCUGAACCCGGGAGGUUGGGCCGAAUUCCAAGACUGGGACUACAUGCUUUACUCAGAUGACGGGACGACCGAAGGCACCGAGCUUCUCAAAUGGAUGGGCUACUUCAUGGACGCUUGCGAGGCCCUGGGCCGUGAUGGACAGGUGGGACCUAAGCUGGAAACGUUGGUGAGGGAGAAUACCGGUCUCAUCAAUAUCGUCCAUAAACCCUUCAAGAUCCCCGCAGGACCGUGGGCCAAGGACGCCCACCUGAAGGACAUUGGCAUGUGUAACCUCAUCCAAAUGCUGGACGGUCUUGAAGCUUUCACCCUGAGGCUUCUCUGUGGCGUCCUCGGCUGGACCAAAGAGGAGGUUUUGGUGUUGCUGACGGGUGUGCGCAACGAGCUGAGAACCGGUAAGGCUCACGCCUGGCUGCAUUACAAUGUUGUGUACGGUCAAAAGCCAAAAGAAGAGGAGAACUAG
Messenger RNA from Colletotrichum orchidophilum, 1086 nucleotides. RefSeq lists its product as uncharacterized. Gene Ontology annotation, molecular function: methyltransferase activity. Bases 1 to 1086 code for a protein of 361 amino acids. The transcript is spliced from 9 exons. NCBI's taxonomy places the organism in Eukaryota, Fungi, Ascomycota, Sordariomycetes, Glomerellales, Glomerellaceae. The record is from RefSeq and is a predicted model, not a curated record.